AUGUCCCUCCCCGGCCCCGGCCCUUGCCCCUCCUACCCCCGCACCUCCCACACCCCCGCCCCCGCCUCUGCUCAAGUCGCCCUCGCCGUCGUCCUCGUUCUCGCCGUCGUUCUCGCCCUCGCCCUCGCCCUCGCCGUCGUCCUCGCCACCUUCCUCCCCGUCUCCGCCGCGUCCGCUCCCGGCGCCUCCUCGCCCUGCGCGAGGAACCAGUCGCGCGGAUCAGAAGCCCCCCCCAUCACACCCGUCCCCGGUCUAGACCCUUCUCUCCGUUAUCUCACUCGCCCCUCGGCUACCCGAUUGCUCCCCCGUUGA
This is a messenger RNA of Heterobasidion irregulare TC 32-1, 312 nucleotides long. RefSeq lists its product as uncharacterized. Bases 1 to 312 code for a protein of 103 amino acids. The record is from RefSeq and is a predicted model, not a curated record. The transcript has a single exon. NCBI's taxonomy places the organism in Eukaryota, Fungi, Basidiomycota, Agaricomycetes, Russulales, Bondarzewiaceae.